Exophiala oligosperma is the source of this 237-nucleotide messenger RNA. RefSeq lists its product as uncharacterized. The coding region runs from base 1 to 237 and encodes 78 amino acids. NCBI's taxonomy places the organism in Eukaryota, Fungi, Ascomycota, Eurotiomycetes, Chaetothyriales, Herpotrichiellaceae. The transcript has a single exon. The record is from RefSeq and is a predicted model, not a curated record.
AUGAAGACAAGUGUUCACUGCCGCUUGCGUGCCGAUGUUACGGCCGAACCACUUCCUCCCGAGGAUGACAUCGAAUUUGCGAACUCAGGACGUGGCCUGGUGGUCGUCGGAACGCUUCUGGCGCCGAGAAACGCUACAGAGCUUCAGGCUGGUGAGGCCAUGGUCUUCCUCGAAGUAACCGCUACCUGGUUCGUACAACAUUUGCUUGCGUUGUAUCGAGGAGGACAGGAACCAUGA